Messenger RNA from Erythranthe guttata (spotted monkey flower), 2417 nucleotides. The record is from RefSeq and is a predicted model, not a curated record. NCBI's taxonomy places the organism in Eukaryota, Viridiplantae, Streptophyta, Magnoliopsida, Lamiales, Phrymaceae.
CGACAGGAAAACGACAAAAACACAGAGAACUAUCUCUGGCAAAGCUUCGACCACCCCACUGACACUCUACUCCCCGGAAUGAAGCUCGGCUGGGACGCCAAAACGGGACUGAAUCGUUACAUAACGUCGUGGAAAAGCGCCGACGACCCGUCCACCGGAGACUACAGUUUCAAGCUCAACAUCAAUGGGUUCCCGGAAAUAUUUCUGACGGACAAACGGGUGGUGGAUUAUCGGAGCGGGCCGUGGAACGGGCUGAGAUUCAGCGGCGUGCCGGAGAUGAAACCGAGCCCGCUCAUCUCCUUCUCAUUCGUGAUGAACCCCGACGAAGUCGCGUAUUCAUUCAACGUGAACAACAAAUCGGUUUAUUCGAGGCUGCUCGUCAAACAUUCCGGCGCGCUGCAGCGGUUCAUCUGGAUUCCGACGAGCAAGAUAUGGAAUUUAUUCUGGUACGCGCCGAAAGAUCAGUGCGACGACUACAGAGAAUGUGGGGCCUACGGACUCUGCGAUACGAACUCUUCGCCGGUUUGCAAGUGCAUGAAAGGGUUCGAGCCGAGGAACCCGCAGGCGUGGUAUUUGCGAGACGGGUCGGGCGGGUGUAUCCGGGUCGGUAAAUUGGACUGCGGGUCCGAUGGGUUUUUGACGUUGAGGAACGUGAAGUUGCCUGAGAGUGGGACGGCGUUUGUUGACAAGCGGAUGGAUUUAGACGGGUGUCGGGAACUGUGCCGGAGAAACUGCACGUGUAUGGGUUACUCCAACGCCAACAUCACCGGCGGCGGGAGCGGCUGCGUGGUUUGGGCGGCGGAUCUCUACGACAUGAGGCAGUACGCGGCGGCGGAAGGCGGACAGGAUUUCUAUCUUCGGGUGCCCGCUGCUGAUUUAGGUAUGUAUAAUUGUUUUUCAGAGCAAGCAGGAACUGCUGUAGGAUCUGGAGAUAAUUCAAACAAGAACAAGAAAAAAUUAAUCAUGGUCGCCGGAAUUGUCUCGGGCACGGUUGUUUUGUUCGUCGGAUUAGCCGUUUUCUUCGGACGGAAGAGGGAGAAACCAGAAACUACACAAGUAAACAUUACAGAGCACAGAGGUCCUAGGGAAAGAAGUCCAGACUCACUAAUACAUGCAACAACAAUCCCAAGCAAAAGAGACCACUACUCAACCGAAACUGAAGGAGACGAGCUCGAUUUACCCUUACUCGACAUCGCAACUUUAUUAAUCGCCACCGAAGAUUUUUCCGAUGCUAAUAAAAUAGGCCAAGGUGGUUUCGGCAGUGUUUACAAGGGUGUGCUAGCAGAAGGGCACGAAGUCGCGGUGAAGCGGCUGUCGAAAACUUCAGGGCAGGGAAUAGACGAAUUCAAGAACGAAGUGAAGUUAAUCGCAAGGCUACAACAUAGAAACCUCGUACGUUUACUCGGGUGCUGCAUCGAUAUGGAGGAGAAGAUGCUGGUUUACGAGUACAUGGAAAACAAAAGCCUCGAUUCGUUUUUGUUCAAAAAGGAUAGAAGUUCGAUGCUCGAUUGGCGAACGAGAUUCAGCAUUAUAUGCGGAAUAGCAAGAGGGCUUCUUUAUCUCCACCAAGACUCGAGAUUCAGAAUCAUCCACAGGGAUCUCAAAGCAAGCAAUAUUCUCCUCGAUAAAGAAAUGAACCCUAAAAUAUCGGAUUUCGGCAUGGCAAGAAUAUUCGGUGGGGAUCAGACCGAAGCAAAUACCAAAAGAGUAGUUGGCACUUAUGGUUACAUGUCACCUGAAUAUGCAAUGGAUGGGCUAUUCUCGAUAAAAUCCGACGUUUUCAGUUUCGGAGUACUCGUUUUGGAGAUAGUGAGCGGGAUGAAAAACAGGGGAUUCUAUCAAACAAAUAACCAACUUAAUCUUCUUGCAUAUGCCUGGAAACUGUACAGAGAAGGAGAAGGGCUGAAAAUAUUGGACAAAGCGGCGGGCGAAACAUAUUCGGCAAGUGAAGUAAUGAGAUGCAUACAAGUGGGGCUGCUGUGCGUGCAAGAACACACGGAAGACAGACCAAACAUGUCAACUGUUGUCUUAAUGCUGAGCAGCGAUUUCGUGUCGAUGCCGCAGCCUAAGCAUCCAGGUUAUUGUCUAGGAAGGCGGCCCCACGACAACGAUUUGUCGCCACCGAAACAGGACGAAUCGUGCACAAUCAACCAGGUUACUGUCACUAUGAUGGAUGGUCGGUAGUAAUAUUGUAAGAAUUGACCUUUAAAGGCCAACAAUCUUGUCUGUAACUUCAUUUUUUUUUUUACCUUUUUUGACAUGGUUGGUUGGACAGUUUAACCACAAGAUUUGUGUUAGGUAUUCUUUUCAAAUGGUUCGUUAUACAAGUUGGAAUAGUUUUAGGAAUCAAAUGUAACAUCUGUUCAGUUAAUUUUAACUUUUUUUGGCAUGAAAUUUUUAGCCUCUGGGACGCUCAA